UUCUUGUAUAGUAGCAUGGCUCAUUUUAUGGAUGGAAAAGCUGUAGCAGCAGAAAUUCGUGCUGAAAUUCGCAAAAAUAUUGAAGAGUUUGUGGAAAAGGGGAAUAGAAAACCCCAUUUAACGGCUAUAAUCGUGGGUGACGAUGUGGCCAGUCAAACGUAUGCACAAAUGAACAUGAACGCAGCCAAAGAUGUUGGCAUUACAAGUGAAAUUAAACGUUUGCCCACCGAAGCUACUGAAAAGGAACUCCUAGAUCUUAUAGAAAGUAUAAAUAAUGAUAAAAGCGUUGAUGGUAUUUUAGUGCAAUUGCCAGUUCCUGAUCAUAUGAACGAACGUAAAAUAUGCAAUGCGGUUAUAUGUGAGAAAGAUGUCGAUGGUUUUAAUGUCUUCAAUGUGGGCCGUAUGUGUUUGGACAUGAAUUCAAUGAUACCUGCAACGCCCUUGGGUGUUAUUGAAUUAAUAAAACGCGCUGGCAUAGAGACUUUCGGCAAAAAUGCUGUGGUAGUGGGACGUUCUAAGAAUGUCAGCAUGCCAAUUGCUAUGCUAAUGCAUGCAGAUGGUCGCAAUGAGACAAAUGCCAUGGAUGCAACCGUUACCAUUUGUCUUCGUUUCACACCACCCAAGGAAUUGGCCAAAUAUUGUUCUAUGGCUGAUAUUAUUAUAACGGCCACCGGUGUACCCCGUUUGAUAACCAAGGAGAUGGUAAAACCGGGCGCAUGUGUAAUAGAUGUGGGCAUAACUCAUAUUACGGAUCCAAACACUGGGAAUACCAAAUUAGUAGGCGAUGUUGAUUUUGAUGAAGUACGAAAAGUUGCCGGCCACAUAACUCCAGUACCGGGAGGUGUUGGCCCCAUGACAGUCGCCAUGUUAAUGCACAACACCUUUACAGCAGCCAAAAAUUUGGCAGCAGCCUCCAUUAAAAGUUAACUAGCGCGCCCUCAUUGCUGACAAUAGACAGGCAGGCAACUCUUGGGUGCCUCGAUUUGCCCACACUCAAGUCCUUGCAUUUCUUUCUCUUUUCUACGGAAUAGAUGUUACUCCUCUCCUUGUGACAACGGUAAUAUGGUCUCUCCUUUGGCUCGCAGAAUAUAUUUUAAGUCUGCUAGUCCUUGCCCAAGACACAUGUAUUUUUUUUAUUAACUGCA
Molecule: messenger RNA, 1145 nt
Organism: Stomoxys calcitrans (stable fly)
Lineage: Eukaryota; Metazoa; Arthropoda; Insecta; Diptera; Muscidae
Product: bifunctional methylenetetrahydrofolate dehydrogenase/cyclohydrolase, mitochondrial
Exons: 2
Coding region: 16-927 (303 amino acids)
Biological process (GO): tetrahydrofolate interconversion
Cellular component (GO): mitochondrion
Molecular function (GO): methylenetetrahydrofolate dehydrogenase (NADP+) activity; methenyltetrahydrofolate cyclohydrolase activity; methylenetetrahydrofolate dehydrogenase (NAD+) activity
Source: RefSeq, a predicted model, not a curated record